UAAAAGAUAUAUUAACUUUAAAUUUGAUAUAAGUAUAAAUAUAUUAUCAACUAUAAAUAAAUUAACAAACAUGAAAAUAUCAUUUUCUUAAAUAUAUGUAUCAAUAUUCAAAAUAAAUCAUUUGAAUAUUAUACAGAUUUUCAAUACAAACCAAAUCAUAUAUCCUACACCAUAUAUCAUAUACAUAUUUGAAUAUCAUUUCCAUGUAUAAUGUCAUUUGAUACAUAAUAUUAAUAUGACAAUUAUGAGUGUUCAAGAAUAUUUUAAAAAUUAUAUUAAAAUAAUUUUUUAAAUCUAAAAUAAAAACACAAACUUAUAAUAGGUUAUUAAUAACGAAAAUAAACUAAAAUUGUCAUAUCAAUAAGUUUUUUUUAUUAUCAUUCUUUUAUAUGGAUAAUAUAAUAAAUUUUCAUCAAAUUCUGAGGAAUCUCUAACUUAUGUAGUAUUAAAAAAUAUAUUAGUAAUUUAAUCAAUUUAUUUAAAAAAAUACUAUCAUAUAUUUUGUGUUUUAUCGGAUCAAUGGUAUCAGAUUGAAGGUUAAUAGUGAGUUUUUGGGUUUUUACCGGGUUAUUUUUAAUUAACGAAUUUUUCUUUAAAUUUGAACCGGAUUAUAUACAAUGUAUCAAGUCUAUAGGUUCAACCAUGAAUCUAGGUAGGAUAUGAAAACAAAUCUUAAAACUCAAACAUUAUUAUAGAACAACUACCAUAUUUUGAAAAAAAUUCAUAUUUUGAAAAGAAAAUAAAACAAAUGAUAAAAACCUAAAAACUCAAGUUUAAAAUAAAAUAAUGGUAGUUUGUAAAUCAGUUUUUGAUCAAUAAAUGAAAAAAAAAAUAAACGCGCGCUUAAAAGAUCAAAAUCUAGUGGUCUCUUAUUAUAAUUGAUCAAAUCUUUGGGCCUAAUUUUUUGGUUAAGAUUUUCACCACCAAAAAAAUGUUUAAUUUAGCUGAAAACAUGAGUAGGAGCUUUUGAAUGCCCCACAAAAACGUAUUUGUAAUGGGCCUGAUUCUCAUUAUUUCAGCGAAUACAAAGAAGCGCCCAUUCAAAAGACAAAAAUGAGCGGUCAGAGCGGGAACAUUUCAAGGUACAAAAGACUCAAAAACAACGUCACAGGCUCCGCACGUGCCAUCAUCCCGCCCUUUCUCCAUUUCCCCCAAAUCUCAAAUUCUCAAAUCCCUAUCUCUCUCUCCCUUCCCCCACCGAUUCACAUCACUUGACAAUGUCCGAAGACCCGAGUCGACUCGGAAGCUCAACAGCCGCCGGAAGAGAGCUUAUAGCUCUCGGACUCACCAAUUCAGACGGCGACGAACAUCUCUACCACCAACAAGCCUCGGAGUUAUGCCGUCACCUACUCCACCUUGGCCACUCCGAAUCCGUUGCGCAUCUUUCUUCACGGUGUACACACUUGCGAGCUUCUCCUGAGCUCGUCAAGAGUCUUUGCUCGAUCCCUAACUCCCCUAUCUCCCUCACCGAAGAUGGCGCAUUCGUGACUCUCUCGUGCGAGUUUCUCUCCGAUCCGGCUAGUUUCGCGUCUAGUCUGGGUAUGCCGGAGCACGAUCUGUGUGAGAAGAUUUCGCGUUUUACGGAUUCGAUGUCCCCCAAGCGUAAGCAUAUGAGAGAAAACGAGGAAGAAGCGGAGCUACAGCUCAUGCCAUUGCCAAAACGAAGCCGAAAUAAUGAAAUCAAUGCGAGUUACAGAGCUAAUGAGAUUACAACUAUUGUGAAUGGUUCCAUGCUUGAGACUCUUAAAGCUUUUGAAACCCAAGCUUCGCUUAUAAGUUUAGGUGGUGAACUACUGGCAUUUGACCAAAGUCCUUGGUCUGCUGGUUGCGAGAUGUUCACCAAUCUUCCAGUGGAUGUUGAUCCUAUGCAUUGCUUGGAGGAGAUCAAGCAAGAUUCGCCAUUUCCUGGAGAGGUUGGAUAUGGUAACCAACUUGAGAUUGAAGAUUUUCAAAUUGUUGACAACCUAAGUUUAAUCGAAGAAGAAGAUGAGGAUAACAACGAGGAUUUGUUACCUGCGGGGGAGAUACAAACUCCCAAUGCGCAGUCUGAAUCCAUGCCAUCGGAAAAUGAGUUAAGAUCAGUGUACGUUGUGGAGGAUACUGAAGAUAAGCUUGCCUUGAGUUGUAACCCAUUAAAGCAAGAGGACCAGGCUGUAGAGAUCUUUACUACCCCUGUCAAAGAGAUGCCUUUGAAGCCUUCGGCUAUAACAGUUAACCAAGAUAAUUCUUUAGUACAUAAAGCUCAGGAUCUAUGCAAAUCGUCUGGAAACAGCAAAGGACAUAGCUGUUCUCCUGAGAAAAAAUACACCAGGAAAAGUAAAGCUACUCAGAAGGCAAAACAGAAUCUGAACUACAUUCAACCUAAAGACCAGAAGGAUCAGGCAAAGCAGAACACAUUUCCAGAUGUUGAUUCUUACACUGUUAUAGAGGAAGAAGGCUCAGGUGGCUACGGGAUUGUUUAUAAGGCAAGGAGGAAAACUGAUGGAAAAGAGUUCGCCAUUAAAUAUCCACAUGCCGGUGCUCAAAAACACUAUAUUAAUAAUGAAAUCAGAACGCUCGAACGUUUCGGGGGGAAAAACUUUAUAAUAAAAUAUGAAGGCUGUCUCAAGAACGGGGAUUCCGAUUGCAUUAUCCUUGAACACGUUGAACAUGACAGACCUGAUCUUUUGAAAAGAGAAAUAGAUGUGUAUCAGCUACAGCUGUACGGCUACUGCAUGUUCAAAGCUCUGUCAAGUCUUCAUAAGCAGGGUAUUGUUCACAGGGAUGUUAAGCCAGGCAACUUCCUUUUCUCUAGGAAGAGCAAAGAAGGUUAUCUCAUUGACUUUAACCUCGCCAUGGAUUUACACCAGAAGCACAGGAGAGCCGAUAAAUCAAAAGCUGCUACAGCUCUCCCAACUGUCAGCAAGAGGCAUCAGAUAUUGAUUAACGCUCCUGAAACAACAAACCGAGUGACCAACAAAUCUUCUCAGAAAACUCUAGCGCCCAAUAGCCUGAAGAAAGCAGCGGGAAAGAUAAGAUCUCGGAAUGACAUGAGCAGAUGGGAGAGAUUCAACAGCCAAGGGGGAGAAGGAUCUGGCUUAACUUCAGCCAAAGAUGUGACCAGCACAAGGAACCACCCUUCAGGUGAAAAGAGGAGAGAGCCUUUGCCAUGCCAUGGAAGGAAAGAGCUUUUAAACUUUCUGCAGGAGACAAUGUCUGGUCCAGUUCCAAACCAUGACGUAUCAUCCAAAGCUCCUACGUCUAUGAGAAAACGUGUCGCUGCUCUUCCAGAGAAAGAUGAUGGGCUUGUUUAUCUGACCCCAAUGCCGCUGCGCUCUAACGGUAGGCCUGAAGCAGGGGAUGUAAUUAAAAAGAAAGACGGUCCUUGCUCAGGAACCAAAGGCUUCCGUGCUCCAGAGGUUUGCUUAAGAUCGUUGCACCAAGGACCUAAGAUAGACGUGUGGUCUGCAGGAGUAACUUUGUUAUACCUAAUGAUGGGAAGAGCACCUUUCACUGGUGACCCUGAACAGAACAUAAAGGAUAUUGCAAAACUACGAGGCAGUGAAGAAUUAUGGGAAGUUGCCAAGCUGCACAACCGUGAAUCUUCUUUCCCUGAGGAAUUAUAUGAAUCAAGGUACUUGAAAGGGAUGGAGUUGAGAAAAUGGUGCGAACUCAACACAAAACGCAGAGACUUCCUAGACACGAUCCCACCGUCGCUCCUAGACCUUGUUGAUAAGUGUGUGACCGUUAACCCAAGGCUACGAAUCAGCGCGGAGGAUGCUCUGAAGCACGACUUCUUCCAUUCAGUUCAUGAAACCCUUAGAACACAAAGGGUCCUUAAGCAGCAGCAGCAAACGCAAUUGCAUCCUUCAGUGGUUGCUGACGCAGUAGACCAAACAAUACACUAAUAUUACAAAUGUAAAGUAAAAUAGUAACUUGAAUUUUACUUCUUUUUCACUCCACAGUCCACACCGCACCUUGCAUGACAUGCAAAUUUAGUAGCGUUUUAAGUUUGUUUAAUUGCAGAGAGGACUCGAAUGUAAUUUUAAAAGGUAAAAAAGGGUAGAGUUUUCAGACUGUAUAGUUGUCACCGCACUACAAUGAUUUGGAACUCAUGUUUGUAUGUCAUAGAAGUA
Brassica rapa (field mustard) is the source of this 4115-nucleotide messenger RNA. Its product is annotated as probable serine/threonine-protein kinase cdc7. Gene Ontology annotation, molecular function: ATP binding; protein serine/threonine kinase activity. Gene Ontology annotation, biological process: mitotic DNA damage checkpoint signaling; protein phosphorylation. Gene Ontology annotation, cellular component: nucleus. The record is from RefSeq and is a predicted model, not a curated record. Lineage: Eukaryota; Viridiplantae; Streptophyta; Magnoliopsida; Brassicales; Brassicaceae.